Molecule: messenger RNA, 460 nt
Organism: Piliocolobus tephrosceles (Ugandan red Colobus)
Lineage: Eukaryota; Metazoa; Chordata; Mammalia; Primates; Cercopithecidae
Exons: 3
Source: RefSeq, a predicted model, not a curated record
UUGUCCAAUAAACGAGAGGCAGAAGAAAUAUUAAACAUGUGCGAAUGGAAUUUGGAAGAAGCAAUAUCUACCUAUAUGAAUGAUGAUGAUUUUACAAAGCUAGAAGGUGUGUCAGGCUCGAUAAAAUUUUCUGAAGUAGAAAAUAAGAUAAUAGGAAAGGAAAACGAAAAUGAUAAAACUUUAGAACAGAACAGUAAAACUUAUGACAAUAAAUUUAGUGACAGUAAAUCUAGUGACAGUAAAUCUAGUGAUAGUAAAUCUAGUGACAGUAAAUCUAUUAAUAGUAAAUCUAAUGAAAGUGAUAGUGACAACAAAUUUGCUGACAAAAACGAAAUCAACGCAAAAGGAGAUAACCUUGGGAAAAAUCAGUUUAUAUACUUAAUAAAUAAAUUUAGUAAAACAUUCAGUCCAUUUUUUACAUCCGUUUUUAAUCUUAUAAAAACAUGUUUUCAACUGGUCA